AUGUUCGUGCUCGGCCUGGCCGGCAACGUGUCGGUCAUCUACUGCACGCUGCGGAAUCAACGGUUGCAAUCCGUACAGAACCUCUUCAUCCUCAACCUCUCGGUAGCUGAUCUGGCCAUCUGCGUCUUUUCUCUGCCCUUAACACCCAUCACGAACAUCCUUAAAAAUUGGCUAUUUGGCGCCGAGAUGUGCCAUGGUCUGCCGUGGAUUCAGGGCGUGACCAUCUUCAUCGCGACGUUCAGCCUGACAGCGAUCGCCAUCGAUCGAUACUACAUGAUCUUAAAGCCGCAUACGCCCGUCAGGAAAUAUUUCGCGAAACCGGUGAUGUUCGUCAUCUGGAUCCUGUCGGCCAUUUUCACCCUACCGUACGCCAUGUAUAUGCAGGUUGACAAGGCCGAAGACUACUGUGGCUAUUUUUGCACGGAGGCCUGGCCGAAUCCGGAGCUCCAGAAGAUCUAUACGGUUUUUGUCCUGUUCACCCAGUACAUCGUCCCGUUCUCGGUGAUCUUCUUCUGCUACUACCGUAUCUUUGUGCAGCUGCGGAUGCGAACACAGGAAAAGAUACGAAAAUACAACGAGCGCUCGCUGGUGCUCUUCGCUUCAGCGGGGAUCAUGAGCGCCGUCGGGCACUCGAUUCACGGAAAAGACAUCCUCGCACAGAUCUCCAAAAAGACGUUCCUGAUCGCGAGGGCGCGCAAAAACACGAUCCUGCUCGUGUCGAUGGUGUUCGUGUUCGGCUUCUGCUGGCUGCCCCAACAUAUCGUCGCCAUGAUCAUCGACACGCAGCAACAACAA
Molecule: messenger RNA, 795 nt
Organism: Mesorhabditis spiculigera
Lineage: Eukaryota; Metazoa; Nematoda; Chromadorea; Rhabditida; Rhabditidae
Source: the annotation of a GenBank genome assembly